AUGGGAUUGGAUAAAAGUGAGAGUUUUCUUGACGUUCAAGAAUAUUUAAAUUCAAUUGAUAAUAAAAUGUUAGAUGUUGAUUAUAUAGUUUCUCAGCUCACUGAGGAUGAGAAAUGUCGAUUAUUGGCUGCGGAAGAUUGGUGGCAUACUAUUAAGAUUCCGAGAUUGGAUGUGCCUGCCAUUAGGUUUUCAGAUGGGCCCAAUGGUGUGAGAGGACAGCGUCAUUUCAAUAGUACCAAGACAACAUGCUUUCCUGCUGCCACUGGACUUGCUGCCACAUGGAAUAAAGAAUUGUUAUUUCAAGUUGGUGAAUUAUUGAGUGAAGAAUGUAAAUUGAAAGGUGCCAGAUUAUUAUUAGGACCAACCGUCAAUAUGGCCCGUUCCCCAUUAGGUGGUAGAGCUUUUGAAUCCUUUUCAGAAGAUCCUGUGUUAUCGGGGUUAUUAGCUUCGGAAUAUAUUAAUGGAGUUCAAAAACAUGGGGUAGCUUGUGCGUUGAAACAUUUGGUUUGUAAUGAUCAAGAAUUGGAAAGAAAUUCACAAGAUUCUAUUUUGAAUCCCAGAACUUUGAGAGAAGUGUAUUUAUUGCCCUUUCAAUUGGCUAUAAAAAAUUCCAAACCUUUAUCCAUCAUGACAAGUUAUAAUAAAGUGAACGGAGUUCAUUGUUCUGAAGACAAAGACUUGUUACAAGGUAUUGUAAGAGAUGAAUGGGGGUUUGAAGGAUUGAUUUUGUCAGAUUGGUUGGGAACCUAUUCUGUAGCCGAAUCUAUCAAAGCUGGUUUGGAUUUAGAAUGCCCCGGUCCAAGUAUGUAUAGACACAAGAUGUUAGCCCUGGCCAUUGCUUCUAAGAAAGUUGAUAUUUGGGAAGUUGACGAGAGAUGUAAGGCUGUAUUGAAAUUAAUUAACGAUACCCAACUGAGUGGUAUUGGUGAAUAUCAAGAAGAAAAGACUCGUGAUUUUGAACAAGAUAAACCAUUUUUGAGAAAUUUAGUGGCUGAAGGAGUAGUUUUAUUAAAGAAUGAAAAAGCUGAAUUACCUUUAGCUCAGAAAAAGAAGACAGCUGUCAUUGGCUUUAAUGCUGCUUAUGCUGCCUAUGCUGGUGGUGGUUCAUCUUUAUGUAGACCUUACUACAAAGUAUCACCAUUAGAGCUGAUUCAAGAAAAAUUAGGUAAAGAAAAUGUGUUUUACGAAGCUGGUGCUUAUUCUUUCAAAUUUUUGCCAAGUUUAGGAAAUUCAUUAAAACUUCCCAAUGGUAAUACCGGAGCUACUUUAAAAGUUUAUAACUAUCCUCCAGACUUUAAAGGCGAUAGAGAUUUGGUUGAUGAAUUGAUAAUGGAUGAUAUUGGGUAUUUCAGAAUGAAUGAUUAUUUUAAUGACAAAUUGCACAGUAGAUCCAAAUUUUAUGUGGAUAUUGAAUCAACAUUUAUUCCUGAAUUUACCGGAGAAUACUUAUUAGGUAUAGCUGUUCAUGGUACUGCUAAAUUAUUCAUUGACGGAGAACUCAUCAUUGACAAUGCCACCAAUCAAAAACAUGGAACGGCAUUCUAUGGUCAAGGAGCUUCAGAAGUUAGAUCAUCUUUCAAUGUAGUUGCCGGGAAAAAGUAUUCUUAUCAUAUUGAAUUUGGAGCUGCUGAUACUUCAAGUUUAGUACAUGAAGGACCACCAAUUGGUGGGGGUGGAGGUUUGAUUUGUGGUGGUAUUCUUAAUAUCGAUCCUCAACAAGCAAUUGAUAGGGCCGUCAACUUAGCAAAGCAAUGUGAACAAGUUAUAGUUGUUACUGGUUUGAAUAAAGAAUGGGAAAGUGAAGGUGCUGACCGUGUUAAUAUGUCAUUACCACCACAUAAUGAUGAAUUGAUACAAUCCGUAUUAAAAGCUAAACCCGAUGCUGUAAUUGUAGUUCAAUCAGGAAGUCCUGUAGAUAUGAGUUCUUGGGUGGAUGAUUGCCGUAAUUUGUUACAUAUUUCUUACGGAGGUAAUGAAAACGGUAAUGGGUUAGCCGAUGUCAUUUUCGGGGAUGUAAAUCCUAGUGGAAGAUUACCUUUAACCAUUCCUAGACGUCUUGAAGAUAAUCCUUCAUAUAUCAAUUUUGGAGCUCAAAGAGGAAAAGUUUACUAUGGUGAAGGAGUUUAUAUCGGUUAUAGAUAUUACGAGAAAGUUAAAAGAUCGGUUUUAUUCCCAUUUGGAUAUGGUUUAUCCUACACUUCAUUCGAAUACAAUGAUUUGCAAGUCAAACACGUUGACGAGGUAGGGGAAAAUUUCAUUGAAGUGAGUGUCAAGGUGAAAAAUACCGGGAAUAUUGAUGGAUCAGAAGUUGUGCAAGUUUACGUAAGCCAAAUUGAUUCGACAGUUCAAAGACCCAUCAAGGAAUUAAAAGAUUUCGAUAAAAAAUUCAUUAAAAGUGGUGCAACUGAAACCCUCACUUGUAAAAUUCCAUUAAAAUAUGCGACCUCAUUUUGGGAUGAAGAAAGACAUAGUUGGAUUAGUGAAAAAGGAGAAUAUGAAGUUUUGGUGGGAGGAUCUAGUGAUGCAGAGUUUUUAACCCAGAAAUUCCAGACCGGUUCCACCUUCUUUUGGAAAGGAUUAUAA
Yamadazyma jaroonii is the source of this 2583-nucleotide messenger RNA. NCBI's taxonomy places the organism in Eukaryota, Fungi, Ascomycota, Pichiomycetes, Serinales, Debaryomycetaceae. The record is from the annotation of a GenBank genome assembly.